AUGCACCAUCAAUACGAGCUGCAGCACUUCCACGCAACUUCACCAUCCUCCGCGAUAGCCGAUCCAUACAAAACCCUCGGCGUCGAUAAAAACGCCUCCGCCGCCGACAUCAAGAAAGCCUACUACGGCCUCGCAAAGAAAUACCACCCUGACACCAACAAGGAAGCCACCGCCAAAGAAAAGUUCUCUGCUGCCCAGUCCGCCUACGAAAUCCUCUCCGACGCCGACAAGAAGAAGGCCUAUGAUUCCUACGGCGCCUCUGCAUUCGACUCCAAUGGUGGCUUCAACCCAGGCGCAGCAGGCGGUGGCGGCCCCGGCGGAAACCCCUUCGCUGGAGGAGGAGGAUUUGGCGGAUUUGGUGGAUUCGGCGGCGCCCAAGGUGCAGGCGGUUUCCAGGACAUAAACUUCGAAGACCUAUUCGGAGCAUUUACUGGCGGACGACGACCACGAGGCGGCGGCGGCGGCGGCAGACGCAACCCCUUCCAAGAAGAAAUCCUCGUCGGCGACAACAUCGAAAUCCAAACCAACAUCUCCUUCCUUGACGCCGCAAAGGGCGUCAGCAAGGAAAUCCACAUCACGCCCCUGGUCGAGUGCGGCACAUGUUCCGGCUCGGGCCUCAAGACGGGCGCAAAGCGCGCUGAGUGCAAGUCCUGUGGUGGUACCGGUCAGAGAGUCACCAGCAUGGGCGGCUUCCACAUGUCCGCGACCUGCGGCUCCUGCGGCGGCUCGGGCUUCGCCAUUCCGCGCGGUAGUAGCUGUAAUACCUGCUCGGGCGACGGCGCCGUCAAGCAGCGCAAAUCCAUCUCCAUCGACAUUCCCGGCGGCGUCGAGGACGGCAUGCGCCUGCGCGUCAACGGCGAAGGCGACGCCCCGCUCACCGGGCACGCCAUGUCUUCAGGCAGUAUCCGCGGGCAAAAGGGCGAUCUGUACGUCCUGAUUCGCGUCGCGAGUGAUCCGAAGUUCAAGCGCAAUGGGAGUGAUAUUCUGCAUACGGCCACGCUGCCGCUCACGACGGCCGUCCUGGGGGGUGAGAUCAAGGUGCCGACGCUCGACGGCGAAGUCAUGGUCAAAGUGCCCACGGGUUCGGGGACGGGCGAUCGCGUCACACUGUCCGGCAUGGGGAUGAAAGUCCUCAACGGCGGACGGCGGGCGGGUAAAGGCGAUCUCAAGGUGGAAUUCAAGGUCGCGAUGCCCAAGUACCUGAGCGUCAACCAGCGCACGAUUCUGGAAAUGCUGGCCGACGAGAUGGGCGAUAAGUCCGCCCGCCGGGUGAUCAAUCCGGGCAAGAUGAGGGAGGAGGUCGAGAGGGAGAAAGAUAAGGCUGCGAAAGAUGGGCACCAGGGAGAGGGGUUCUUGAAGAGCGCGUGGCAUAAUUUGACGGGGCAGCAUAAGCAUUUGAAUGAGGAGGAGGAGGAUAAGAAGAAGGGGUCUGGGUCGGGGUGA
Messenger RNA from Parastagonospora nodorum SN15, 1443 nucleotides. RefSeq lists its product as hypothetical. Bases 1 to 1443 code for a protein of 480 amino acids. The transcript has 2 exons. Gene Ontology annotation, biological process: protein refolding; response to heat. NCBI's taxonomy places the organism in Eukaryota, Fungi, Ascomycota, Dothideomycetes, Pleosporales, Phaeosphaeriaceae. Gene Ontology annotation, cellular component: cytoplasm. The record is from RefSeq and is a predicted model, not a curated record. Gene Ontology annotation, molecular function: ATP binding; heat shock protein binding.